Molecule: messenger RNA, 1305 nt
Organism: Fraxinus pennsylvanica
Lineage: Eukaryota; Viridiplantae; Streptophyta; Magnoliopsida; Lamiales; Oleaceae
Source: the annotation of a GenBank genome assembly
AUGUCGACUACUCUUAGUUCGCUGGAGUUGAUGCUGGUGAAAAUCCAGCAAAUAGAGGAUCAGCCCAAGGAUGCACCGCCGGUAUUACCGGUUCGUCCGGUGUCCAGGGCCCGACUACCUCGGGCAAGAAAGCACUUGCCAUUUAAUUUCCAGAAGAGUGGUUGUGAAGAAAAUUACGGGUAUAAAGAUAAAAGUUUUAAAUGUGUUGAGUCAAUUCAUAAACCGGAUUUAGCAGAAAGCGAUGGUAUUCGGAUUGGGGUACUGGAGAAUUCAAAAGAAACAGCAGAAAAGGGGGUAUUGAAAAUUCAGAAAUGCUAUAGAGGCCAUCGAAUAAGAUCCUACUACAGCAAACUUAGAAGAGGAGUAAUUGCACUGCAAUCAUUUGUCCGCUGUGAAAAUUCGAGAAGGGAACGCUGGUAUCGGACUAUGAGGCUGACAGCAAUUGUCGUAAUACAGAAACAUAUUAGAGAGCAGUUUGCAUAUAGAGCUCUGAAAGAGAGACACGCAGCAGUUGUAUGCUUGCAAUCUGGAAUUCGAGGUUGGUUGUCCCGAAAUGAUUUCAACCACACAGAACAUGAGCGAAAACUAGAAAUUAAGAAUGAGGGAGAUGUCAGAAAACUGUCCAAAGACAUAGACAAGAAGGAUCAUGUUCUGGUUCAGAAUUUUGUUCUUGUUGAUCUACAAAAGCAAGCCUUGAGGAUGGAGGCAAAAGUGCGGAAAAAGAACAAGGAAAAUUCUGAUUUGAAGAUGCAACUUCUGAAAAUGGAGGAAAAAUGGCGAGAAUACGAGGAGAAGAUGAAGUCCUUGGAGAAAACCUGGCAAGAUCAAUUGACUUAUAUACAGACAUGUUUAGCUGCAGCAAAGAAAAAUCCCACUGACGAAAUCAUUAUCGGGAAAUUCGGACAGUGUGAUACUAUUUUUCGACAUCAAAAUCAGAAUGCUGAUGGUACAACCACAAGAACUGGAGUUCACCUUGGAAAGAGUACGGUGAACUCAUUGGAUUUGCCAAGUAGCAACGGAUCAGGACCACAUAUCAUAAAUAAUUUAACCAAUCACGUAAUUGAACAAUUUGAAGGCGUGUAUGAUGACGACGGUGAUCGGGCUCGAGUUGCAACAGAUCAGGUCAAGUUAAAUCCUGGAUUAGAGCUUCGAAAACUUAAGCUUAGGUUCACAGCAUGGAAAAAAGACUUCAAAAUUCGGUUAUGGGAGGCAGAAACGACGUUCAAGAAGCUUGGCCAUCUCGAAACAGAAAAGGGCCAAACGAGAUGGUGGGAAAGACGAAUGAAAAAGGGGAUUUGGAACUGA